UUCUUUUUUCCAUUUACCCUAUAAAGGUCGAAGUGAGUUUAAUUCUCAUAACACUAUCCUCCAAAAGGUGUAACCAUAAAUAGAAUGCAUGAGAAAACAUUGGUUGAGAAAUUUAGCUAUCUUUCAGGGUUUGUUUUCGUUCUAAUAUGAGUAACAUGUUCGUGCUCACUCAUUUCUAUGGUUCAAAUUAGUUAAACCGUUGAAAACAAUGUCUUAUUGGAGCCUCCACCUUGUUUCUAGGAACUUUUGUAAACUAUAAAUAAUAAGGCUUCCUCUGUUUUUUCUCACCUCACUAUUUUUUCUGCACUCUGUUUCUCAAUCCAAGCAAGGACGAUGGAAGAGCCGCAAUCGAAGCCCGAAACUGUCCCUUCUUCGGCUUUGGUUGUGGCUGAGGAGGCUCCGGUUGCGGCUGAGGUGGCUCCGGUUGCGGCUGAGGUGGCUCCGGUUGUGGAUGAAGUGCCCUCCAACGAUGCCGUUGCAAAGGAAGCUUCUGGAGCAGAGGAGUCCAAAGAUACCCUUGUUAAACCCGAGAAUACAGAAGUUCCUGAAAAAAAACAAAGCUCGAGAGGAUCUCUUGAUAGAGAUAUCGCUCUGGCUGAAGUAGUGAAAGGGAAAAAGUUGUCCUAUGUGAAGGCAUGGGAAGAGAGUGAAAAGGCCAAAGCAGACAACAGAGCUGAAAAACAUUUCUCAGCAAUUGCUGCUUGGGAAAGCAAAAAGAAGGCAGCUCUUGAAGCUGAGUUGAAAAAAAUAGAGGAACAAUUGGAGAAAAAGAAAGCACAGCAAGCUGAAAAGAUGAAAAACAAGAUGGCUUUAGUUCACAAGGAAGCAGAGGAGAAGAGGGCAAUAGUUGAAGCCAAGCGUGGAGAAGAGAUUCUGAAGACAGAAGAAAUGGCUGCAAGAUACCGUGCAUUAGGAACCACUCCAAAGAAGACCUUAGGCUGCUUUUAAUUUAUCUUUUUGCCUUUUGGUCUGACGAAAUUUGUAAUAGUUUCACCUCUCUUGUUCUCAAGGUUGUCUAUGUGCAAUGAUUCUUCCAAAGAAAAAAAAAACAAAGUUUUGUAAAUGCCUCUUGUUUUUAUCAUCUUGCUUGGGGUGAAAUGUUCAAUGUAAUGCUGUUUUUCU
This is a messenger RNA of Vigna radiata var. radiata (mung bean), 1122 nucleotides long. Its product is annotated as remorin. The transcript is spliced from 5 exons. The record is from RefSeq and is a predicted model, not a curated record. The coding region runs from base 334 to 948 and encodes 204 amino acids. Lineage: Eukaryota; Viridiplantae; Streptophyta; Magnoliopsida; Fabales; Fabaceae.